Molecule: messenger RNA, 2133 nt
Organism: Mucor velutinosus
Lineage: Eukaryota; Fungi; Mucoromycota; Mucoromycetes; Mucorales; Mucoraceae
Exons: 12
Coding region: 1-2133 (710 amino acids)
Biological process (GO): carbohydrate metabolic process
Molecular function (GO): hexosaminidase activity
Source: RefSeq, a predicted model, not a curated record
AUGGCAGAGGAAUACUUGAUUACUGACGACUUGAUGAUACAAAGCUAUGCCGAGCAAAGCGCAGUACUGAUUGUGAUCAGUCCUUCACAGCAACCCGUCGAGAUUCAAGAUGGCUUGCUAAAGCUAAUUUCUCAUGCCCCUCAUGGAAACUUGGUCAGUGAAGAUGCAAUGGACGACGAUUCGAGUGAGUUCAAGUGGCAUGUCAAUUUUAUAUACGAUCCAUCAUUACGUGAAGGGGAGUACACCUCGGCUAGCAACUACAACAACUACGGAGAUGUAGCUCCUGGCGAUAAAUUUGAAGUCCAAGUACGAUUUCACAGAAAAAUAGACGCUUUUAGAGCCCUGGGAAGAUUGCUUGGAAGUGCUAGGGAUUUCAUGAUUUUGACGGGCAUUCAUGGCGAUCUGGUCAAUUUCUCUGAAAAGGCACAAUUCGACACUCAAGGCGUCAUGGUGGAUUGCAGUCGUGGCGGUGUGUUGCGUCCAAAAACGGUCUACUUUUUGCUCAACAACAUGGCAUUGAUGGGGCUCAACAUGCUGCAGCUGUAUACCGAGGAUACGUAUGAGAUGGACGGAGAGCCCAUGUUUGGCUAUCUUCGAGGAAAAUACACGACACGAGAGCUAUCUAUGAUUGACGAUUAUGCAUUUGAUCUUGGCAUUGAAGUCAUGCCCUGUAUUCAGACAUUAGGCCACAUGGGACAGGUACUGCAAUGGCAACAGUAUGCCUAUUUGAGAGACAAUACCGAAGUUUUACUUGCGGAAUCAGAGCCGACGUAUGAUUUCAUCGAGAAAAUGAUACAGACAGCCACUAGACCCUUCCGGUCCAAACGAAUUCACAUCGGAAUGGACGAAGCGCAUGGUGUGGGUGAAGGUCGUUAUAGACAAAUGUUUGGAUACAAAGACUCUACACAGCUGUUCCUCGAGCACUUGCAACGCGUGAAUGAAAUUUGCCUUCGAAGCGAUGUCCAGCCUAUGAUAUGGUCUGAUAUGCUAUUUUGCUUGGCCAUCAAAAACAACUCCUUGCAAGGGUAUUAUGACGAAUCCAACAAUCCUGCUACACCAGAAUUGAUUGAAAACAUGCCUCAGAAUAUGAAGCUGAUUUUUUGGGAUUAUUAUCAUACGACAUCUGAUAUCUACUCUCAAAAAAUACAGCAGCACAGACAAAUGGGAUGCCAAGAUCCUUGGGUUGCAACAUCGGCGUGGACUUGGAGUAGGUUCUGGACAGCAUUGCCCUUUUCAUUUCAGGCUAUCAGAGCAAGCGUAAUAGCAGCCAAGAACAAGGACGAUGGUGUACGAAAUACAUUCAUUACGACAUGGGGAGAUGAAGGAAAUGAGUGCGAUGUGUACCUAUCGUCAUUGCCUGCCUUGUUUUACUAUGCUCAACAUGGAUACACAGAUCAGGAAGAAGUUGACAUUCAGACAUUGAAGCGGAAUUUUGAGGGUAUCUGUGGAGCAAACUUUGACGAUUGGGUUCUAGCAUCCAAGAUUGAUGAUACCCCUGAAGGCGUGCCUAUUACAUCCAGAUCCAACUUUGCGAAUAACAUGAGCAAAUGGCUUAUGUGGGAAGAACCCAUAUUGAGCUUUCUAUCACCGCAAUACAACGAUGAAGACUUGGAAACACAUUACGCUGCCAUUGAGGACCACUUGUCCAAAGCCAUCUCAGAGAAAAGAACCUCAUGCCCCUUCAAUGAUCGACUGGAGCUACCGCGUAGAAUAGCCAAAGUAUUAUCACUGAAAUGCCAUUUGCGCAAGCACUGUGUCCGGGCAUACAAAAAGAAAGACUACGACCAGCUAUUGACAAUCGCACAUACUCGCUUGAAGCUGCUGAGAGGGGAAGUUGAUGCGCUAUGGAAAUACCAUCGCAGCAUGUGGAUGAAGACAUACAAGCCCUUUGGUUGGGAAGUGCUAGAGAACAGAUAUGGUGGAUUACGUACUCGACUUGAAACCAUGUAUGAUAGGAUUAUAGCACAUGUUGAUUUUGUAAGAAACAACAAGCUGGCAGAAGAAGAGGAUGAAGAAGAUGAACAUCAACGUAUACCCGAGUUUGAAGUCGAUUUAGAAACUAUUUAUUAUGGGGCCAAGACAAACUUAUUGCUGGAUCAUGCUCGGGUUGUAUCUACCUCUCGCCCUGGAUAA